AUGGGCUUUCCAUUCCAAGGUAAUCAUGUGCAACGCAUGGAUUUUUCAAAACGCAGACGCAACGUGUCUAGACCCUCUUGAACGAGCCCUCUGAUCACGUGGUUUCUAGAGCGUCAACCAACAUGGCGACUUCCAGUGAGAGUUCUGAAAGUACUUUGAGAAAAAGACGCGUCGAAACAUUUAAAACAACGACACAUUCAGAUGACGACGACCCAAAGAAUGAAGAGGACACUUGCAAAGCAAAAAAUAAAGAAUUGGUUACAUUGCAAACCGGGACUUACUGGCUCACUCGAAUUGUGCUUCUACGUUCCAUUACUUUCAUCUACUGUAAGUAGAUUUUUUUUAAAAAGUCAUUUAGCAGACGCUCUUAUCCAGAGCGAUUUACAGGCGCAAUUAGGGUUAAGUGCCUUGCUCAAGGGCACACCGAGAGAUUUUUCACCUAGUUGGCUCGGGGAUUAGAACCAGCGACCUUUCGGUUACUGACACACCGCGCAUAACCACUAAGCUACCUGCCGCCCUAGUUCGAGUGUGACAUUCUGACAAUGUAGCGAGUUAUGAUGUACUGGCAUUGGCUAUAUUAUUGUCGUCAGUUUUCAUGUGUGUGUAUUGUAUGGUGGUAGUUGGAGUUAAAACCAAUUUAAUGUUUAAGUAGGCAUGGACAUGGACACAAUUCACAUGACCAUUUACCAAGAAACAUAGCAAUUGUUCUCAUGUCACAUUCUUAAAUGAACCAGACAGUUCUAGUACUCAUAAACCUAUCUUUAUUCACCUCACACUUCCUCUCUCUUUCUCCUCCCUCCCCCUGUAGUCAUUGCAUUCACUGUUGCCUACAACCAGAACAAACAGCUGAUAGGAGAGCGAGGCCUCUUGCCCUGUAAGGAUUACCUUCUCAGUGUGAAGCGCUAUGUGGGGGGGAAGAUCGAUAUGUCUGCCUUCGCCUACACUCCCUCUAUCCUGUGGUUCCUGGACUGGACAGACAUGGAUGCCAACCUGGAUGGCAUUGCCCUGGUGGGGAUGGCGUUGUCAGGCUUUGUGUUGCUGACUGGCACUGCCAACAUGAUCAUCAUGGCCAUGCUGUGGGUGCUCUACCACUCUCUGGUCAGCGUGGGGCAGAUCUGGUGAGUGAUGGGUUGGUACACACCACAGGAGGUUGGUGGCACCUUAAUUGGGGAGGACGGGCUCUUGGUAAUGGCUGGAGCGGAAUGAGUGGAAUGGUAUCAAAUGCAUCAAACACAUGGUUUCCAUGUGGUUGAUGCCAUUCCAUUUGCUCCGUUCCAGCCAUCAUUAUGAGCCGUCCUCCCCUCAGCAGCCUCCACUGGUACACACACAGACACUGCUGUCUAUGUUCCAUGUGUGUGGUAAGGUGUAGUUUACGGGGUUGUGUCUGGGCCAGUGGGAGGGGGACCCAGUAGUGAGUGAGAGAACAUGUUGAUGGGGCCUCUGUGUUGUGGGUAGAAGAUAGUUCAGUCUCGAGUCUGUGGGAAGGAUGGACAGUGCAGCAAUACAGACAGACAAACACAUGGCCGUCCUCCCUCAUUCUCUCAGCUCUCUUGAAGUUCUUAGUGGCUCUGAAGAAUAAGAUGAGGAGCGUAGACAACUAGACAUGUGACAUUUUCAAAAUUCAAAAGAAAUUACUAAAGACAUUUUUGGAAAUUGUUCACUAUCUACUUCUUAUGUUCUGAAUGAAAAAGGUUUAUUUGGAGACAUCAAGGCCAUCAUGCCAACACUGAUUCAGUUAGCUGAUUAGUCUAAAAGGGUCAAUACUGGUAUGUCCCACUUUUUAGUCCAGUGUGUUUAAUAGGAGUAAGUCAAUUUAUUUAUCAACACUAUUCAGGGUUUAAUCUUUAUAAACUUCUGACACUUACAUGUAAUUUGAUAUGUACGAUUGUGGGUACAGGAUUGCUAUUUGCCAGUAAGUGCUUGGUACAGAAUGUAGGUUAGGCCAACUCUAAUCAGAUCAAAAUAUCUAUUUUUAUGCUGAUCUAUGACAUUUUUUCCCUCUCCUUACAGGUAUUCGUUUGGUAAGUUAACUUCUUACUUUCAAUUACAUUUGUAAGACUACAACAUCCAUCUGCACCUGGGCCCGGUUUCCCGAUAGCGAUGCAACUUACAUGUAGGCUUCCAAGUGUUUUAACGAUGCAUCAAUCCUACAACGGCCGAAGAUGUAACAUGCGUUUCCCAAAACACCUCGCAGUUUGCUAAGCGCGUCGUUGGAGCAUGUGUCAAUACUGAUCGAAUCUAAAGAAAGGCAGCACUGCUCUCGGAUCAGCUUUCUCCAUUUAAAUCGUACCUUUUAAUAAGAAUUAUUCCACAAUACUGACGACAGAUUAGGUCCUAGACCUAGUGAGAUAUUAUCACCUAUAUAUGGCUGCAAAUAUUGAGGCAGCUCAGCUAAUGCUUACCCUAUAAUAGUGCACUAAAUCACUGAUUUGGCACACUAAAUCACAGAUUUGGCACAUCAUUGUACACGUUGUUACACAUUAUGAAAUAUAUUGAGGCAAAAAUGACAGCCAUAGUGUAGCCUACAAUGAGCAAAAUAGAACUCAAUUGACUAAAAGGGAUACUUCGGGAUUUUGGCAAUGAGGCCCUUUAUCUACACCCCCAGAGUCAGAUGAACUCAUGGAUACAAUUUCUAUGUCUCUGUGUCCAGUAUGAAGGAAGUUAGAGGUAGUUUUGCGAGCCAAUGCUAACUAGCGUUAGCACAAUGACUGGAAGUCUAUGGGUAUCUGCUAGCAUGCUUGCUAGCAGAUACCCAUAGACUUCCAGUCAUUGUGCUAAUGCUAGUUAGCAAUUGCGCUAGCGCUUGUUAGAAACUUAAUUCAAACUGCAUGCAGAGACAAAAAUGGUAUCCACGAGUUCAUCGGACUCUGGGGAAGUAGAUAAAGGACCUCAUUGCCAAAACCCCGAAGUAUCCCUUUAACAUGAAAUUGAUUUCAAAAUGAUUGAAAUAGAAAGGCCUUUGUAGCCUAUAGGGUAUUUAUUUUGUUUAUGCAGUCAUCUCGGGUUUUCAUUUGAAGCAUAUUUAUAUCCUUCUCUUGUUUGUAACAAUUGCAAACACACUGGCAACUGUGAAGGCCUAUUUGUAGUCAACAAUUCGUUCUGGUAUUGGCAGUCACAGAGAGAGACAUAGUGUUUAUACAGCUUGAUUCUAUGUUUAGUGGAGAUCUUCUGUGUAUAAAGUGAUGCGGAAGGGCAAAAAAGCAUCUAGCGACGCACUUAGCUGUCCUACCAGUGGUCGGUAAACAACGAGCGUUUUCAAGUCUGUCCUACCAGUGGUCCUCUGUAGCUCAAUUGGUAGAGCAUGGCGCUUGUAACGCCAGGGUAGUGGGUUCGAUCCCCGGGACCACCCAUACAUAAAAAUGUAUGCACACAUGACUGUAAGUCGCUUUGGAUAAAAGCGUCUGCUAAAUGGCAUAUUAUUAUAUUAUAUUAUAUUAUCUUGAGUAACGAUGGUUUUGGGAAACAGCGCUGAGAUUUAAAGAUGCUCCUACGAAGGUUCUAACGAUGAACUUAGCCUUAACAUGCUUUUGAGAAACCAGGCCCUGGACCUGAGAUUCGUAACAGCCUGCUCUUUGUCACUCCACAACCUAGCUCUUGUCUAACCUUCCCACAACCACUACAGAGUCCUUGUUUUCCCCUUUCCUUUGAUUAAGCAAUCACAUUCAGCUCAGAUGUGUUAAUAUGAUCUGGACCUGCGUCAUAGUCGGAGGUUUGGGAUGACUACAUUUCAAUACAUAAUCUCAUCAUCGCUCUGGCGAUGGUCGAGGUCGUCAGCACUCAGCUGACAUGGUUUAAUGCCCCUCACUGGUCUCUAUUGACAAAUUGGCCUACUGGCAUAGAGAUCAAAGUCAGUGUAUCAUGCCACCCAAAACCCCAUUAUCCUCAGACCUCAGUAAACAUCUGGCCCUGGGUGGGCCUGGCUGUAUUCAAAACGUGUCUCAGAGUAGGAGUGCUGAUAUAGGAUCAGUUUUGUAAUUAAUAUUAUUAUAUGGACAGGGAGGACCUGAUCCUAGAUCAGCACUGCCCAGGGUUAGCAGAUGUGGCUGGUUCAGCUUCAGCUGGUCUUUGUUGCCUGCGCAGGAUUCCUCAGUUGUCAUCCCAGUCACUCAAUUCAUCAGACUGUUGAGGUUUUAUGGGACCAGUUCUCUAAUCUUUCAGACGGAGUAAGGGUGUCCAAUUUAAUCGCAGCAGGGCUGAGUGUAAAUAGUUCAGAUAAGAGCCCAGGUCAAUUUGACCUCUCUGAUUGGUUAAUGACAAUUUGGAGUGAAAGACGCCAGUCGGAGGUCUGUGGUCAGGUUUUGUGGUCUCUUUUUUUCUCCUUUCUCGUUCCCUCGCUCAUUAUACAGAAUACCUGUUUAUCGAGGAAAUCAAACACUGUAGAGACAGUGCUAGUUAAAAUAAAUUAAAACAGAACCAAGAAGAAAUGUAUUUCCUCCUUCUUUAGUCCUUAGACUGUUCAACUACAGACUCUGUGUCCCUCGAUAUCUCUACGUCUUUGUCAUUAUCUCUGUCUGCACUGUAAAUCCAUCUCUGGCCUCCUCACCAUACUGUGGUUUCAUGUCAACUGAGCAGGGCUACAAAAACCGUCUUUGUUAGGAGGGGCGAACAGGCCAACAGCUGCACAGAUCACACUGGAUCUCUCUGAAGAGAAACUGGAGCAGGUGGGUCUUCACUACAGCCCUCUGCUGCAUUCACAUCACGCCAGUCUGUGGAAUUAGAUCGACUGACAUGUUUGUAUCGUGCAUGAGUGCAUGGCCUCACACACCCAUGACGGCACACGUGCACUACCUCUGAACCUUUUCACUUUACAUUUAUGAACAAGCCUGCAGUGUAUGGCCAUCAGGACAUAUGCACAUAGCCAGAGGUUGUUAUCUGUGGUCAUCACUGUAGAAUGACAGAUGUUUGCAUAGACAGAUGGGUAACUGGCCCUACAUCACUUCUACAAUUGCAGCUGGCCAUAUUUUGGUUAUUCAAAGCAUCCCCGGCUGCUCUCCUUGCUUUAACUGUAAGUAAUGCUUCAGAAUGGUGAGGGCAGCUCAGAGUAUAACAUAAAAUGCAAAGUGACAUGCAAAAGGGGAAUUUGCAUUUUUUUGUUAUCCACUUUUUAACUCUCCCCGGCCUUAACUUUUAGACUUUCCCUACUUCAUCACAGAUGGGGUAACUGAGUAGCUUCACUGAUGUAUGUAUCCAUGCUGCAUUCACAUGCUGAGAGAUGUGGUAACCUUUGACCUUUGCCGCACUUGUCCUUUACCAAUCGCCUUUUCUCUCAUAUAUCCCAUGUCUUCAUCUCUCCUGCCCCUUAGUCAUCUCGUUCCAUAUCUUGGGCCCUCUCAUUCUCCUUCUUUACUCACACACACAAACACUGUCACUCUAUAUUCUCUCCACAUCUGCUUGACUAUUCGUCAUGCCCCUGUCCUUUUUCUGUAACCCCUGUCUCCUGUUCUCCCUCUCCCUGACGUCCUUUCUCUGAACAUUUGCUCUCUCUCUCUGUCUGUCUCUCUCUCUCUCUCUGUCUGUCUCUCUCUCGCGCUCUCUGUCUCUGUCGCUCUCUGUCUCUCUCCCCCCUUUCCUCUCACUUCUCCCUCUCUGUCUUCAGGUUGGGAGAGUCAAUUGUUGGAGACAGGCUUCUUGGGGAUCUUCCUGUGUCCUGUGUGGAGUCUGUCCCAGGUGCCCCCCGCUGCCCCCCCUCGCUGAUCUCCAUCUGGACCUUCCGCUGGCUCAUCGUCCGGAUCAUGCUGGGCGCCGUGAGUGACACACACGCACACGCACACAAACCUAUCACACUGACACUGAAUUCCCCUCAUAGUCUGUGGGGGAAAAACGGUUGGAAUUGUUUGUGAUUUGUCAUUUGCCUUGUUUAUAAGAAAAGUAUCUACUGGGCUUAGACACUUCUCUAUGGUAAAAAAAAACACCACCCCAAAGAAAAACAUACGUUGUAAAUGCAAAUAUGGAACCAGUCAGUCAGGCAACUUGUUUGCCACUUUUAUGGUUUAGUGGAGAGAGAACACCCAACCCAGUACUGUUGUCUUUUAAAAUCGUGGGGGUUGAAACUUGCCACAAUGCCCAAAGUGUUUUUUCAAUUAGGCCCAUAAAGAGGACGGAGCAACGAGGGAGCUAUAUGUUCAUUCAGCUUACCUCACUGCCAAGAGUAUGAUUGACUUUAAGUGCUUACAACUGUACAAGCCCCUAUAGUAAAUUCCCCUAGACACAAAGUCAUUACAACACAUUUAUUAAAAACAGAAAAGCACUUUAGGUCCCCUCAGACAUGGCUGAGGCUUAACCAAUAAGCAGCUAUUUAAUCGCGGGGUAAUCAUGAUUUUUAUUGUGGUCAGGGCAGCUAGGGUACAAAUGGUUUUUUUCUAUAAUUGAAAGCAUAUCGUUUAGAAAAUUGACUCAGAGCUAGAUUUUUGGAUGACAUUAGGUUCAAGUUGAAACCUUUUUAGGAAAUUCUUGUCAAGUCUGAAAGUCUUAAAUUCCUUAGAUUGACACUGGCAGUGUAAAUACAGUAUAGUACAUUAUAAAGGCCAUGCUACAUUCACUCAGUGUUUGUCAUUUAAGAGUUGGUUAGACUAGGUCAGGGUAAUCUAUCCUGUGGUCUGUGGUUGACCACUGUUAGACUGCUAUUGAGAACCCUUUAAGUGAAGGGGACGUAGCCAGUAAACUUUGAAGGGACCCUAAGGAAGAUUAAACUUUGUCCAGAGCGGUUUCAUGUUCGGAUUCUGAAACCAUCAGUUUAUAACCUAGUUCAUUGAUUUUAUUUCUCAAUGUCUACUUUCUGUCAAUUUGAUCCAAUCUCGAUUGCGUAUGCUGUCAAAUGAUUUAGAAUUUGUGAAUAAUGGUGAUAUUGUGGACAUCACAUUUUCUUCUUUGCUAAUUUCCUUCAGCAGAUUAAACAGAUUCUCUCUUUUUAACGACUUUACAAGUCAGGCUCUUCCUCACAUGCUAAUAAUAUCCCUCCUGGCAGCACACUUCUUUCUCGUCCCCUGUUUCUCAAUGGUUCCUCUGCUUUUGCUUUAAGCUAAGUUUGCGUGUGUGCAAACACCUCCUUUCAUUUACUAUCCAGGCGGUUUGCUAAGUGGUGCUAAUGGGAUUUGAUGCACAAGGCAGUGUCUGUGUUUAAGCUGUGAAAUAUAAUCAUGGUAAUCAGGGUGCUAGUGGGCUGGUGUGGUGCCCCAUGAUUGGGUGUGGUAGAGGUUGGACCUGGCCAGUAAACUAGCUGUCUCACAGCCUCGGCACAAGGUGUUACAUCUCACACUCCUGCAGGAGGAACAGUAGGCCUAGUAGGAAGAGUGCACCAGGCAAUAAUGGAGAGCAUCUGUACAGAAAGGAUCUUCAGCCAACUGAAUUCAGUCUUUGAUUGUUCCUCUCAGUAGAUCGUUACUACAGUAUUAUGUGCAUCCCCCCCCCCCCCCCCCCCCAUGCUCCUGUUGAUUUGAAGAAAUCCAGUAAAACUGUAGUACAGUAAAGUGCGUGUCUGGUUGGACUGUUCCAUUCUACUUAGGGGUGAUCACUUUGCGAGGAAGUGUCUCCUGCAGGCUGUUUGUUGGUUUGGCCCGUAUCCAUGUUGUUGUGUUUUUGAUGUGUUUUGAGGUUGGCCCCGGCCCCAAUUGGCCUCAGAGUUCUUUAUUGUCUCGAAGACUGUUGAUGGGACUUGGGACGUUGUUGGUAGGGGGACCUACACAUAAAGCAAUCAUUGUUUUCCAGUAUUGGGAAUUACCGAUGGUGAGAGGUCAACGUAGCAUAAAAAGUUGACACAGAAUAAAAGACUCACUGUAAUGUAGUUGAUUGCAUCCUGCGGAGAAACAUAUUGUUCAUGUUUGAAGGUUUCUGGCAGUGUUUAACGCCUUCCUGUUUAGGCGGUUGGCAGGGGCAUCGAUGCGUACCUUUAGGCAGUUGGCAGGGGUGUUCGGAUUUAGGACGUCCCUUGGCCCCUCUCUCUCUCUGGUCAAGCCCAGAGCCACGUCACUCUUUCAUUUACUGUAGUCAGAAUGAACCCCUGACGCCAAAUGAAAGUUUUCUCUUUUUGGAGGAGAGAAAAAUAUGCUAAAUAUAAGUAUAUUAUAGGCUUUUUCCAUUUGUAGGGAAAUGGUUGGUGGCUUGAUCCAGUGUGCAACUGGUAACUGACUGUCUAUGGAAGCCAAUGGCUGCCAGUGGGAGAAAGCAGUGUGAUUGUUUCUGUGGUUCUGACACUGAUGUUUGGUUAUCACUGAGUGAGUUCCGUUUUUAGGAAGUAUCGCCACUGUAGGAAGCAUAGUAAAACAAAAAGAAAAUCGAAACCCCUAUCCCAUUUAUCUUUCUUGUAUGUGACAGUUAUCAGCCGUACAGUACCUACAUUAGCGUAUCAUGUCGGCUAGCAGGGAGUCUGUCUGUUUUUACGACUGUCCCGGGUCGACCUGCUUUUUCUAGGUCUGGGUAGUGCUAAUGACAUCCUCAGGGCCUGCUUACCUCAGCCUACCCAGCCUCUCUCUCUCUCUCUCUACUCAGUCCCUGACUUACAGCCUUCCAAACCAGCCACGACACUUUCACCACUCACUCUCUUUUCCACCAUACCCUACUUUUAUUGUCGGGAGUCUGCAUAAAUCUCAGCGCAGCACCCAAACAGGAAAUGGACGGACAUGCUCGCUGUCGUUUGCAUAUUUGCGAAGGGCUCCAGCCAAUAUGCACCUGGAGGGCAGGAGUUCUGUGGUUCGGUGUGGAUGGAUGGAGCCCAGUGCUAUGGAACAAAACGCUCAAGUGGUGUUUUAUUGGAGUCGCAUGCGUCGACUCAAUUUGUCAUGGACAGGAUUUUUUUUUAUGGUGGCUGACAAAUUUCAUGGGAUAAUGGCUGCCUGCACCCACCUGCUCACUGUUUUUUAUGCUAUAUAACUGUUCUCAUAUCUUCUCUUGUGUUGUUAACAACACAAACCACUACUUUAGUGACAACUCCAUCUCAUAUAAAAGGAGAAAUUUGAUGGCUUAAAAAAUAGCUUUGUAAUGGUCAAUAUUUUCUAAGCCUGUUACAAUUCCUACAUUACUUCAGAAUUCCAAUAUCGUUACCUUUCCAUUAAACGAUUGUCAAAAUGGCCUCCCUAAUAACAUUGCAGUCGAACGACGGUUCUCUGGGGAAUGGGAAACUGGCCUACUCCAUGGUCAGAAUAUGGGACAAUAUACUCAGAUCCUCAUGACUGAAUUGGAUUAUAGGCAUUUUGUACAAGUCAACACCCAACGAUUUAUAAGCAGAAUAUAAUGCCCUGAUAACCCCAAUGUGGCCUAACAAAGUUUAACAGAGUUAUUGUGCAUUCCGUGACCCAUGACAAGCAAUGUGUCAAUAGAGACAGUCUCAUGUCCUGGCUGCACAUUCUCACAGAGCAUUAAUGCUGAUUUAUUUGGCUAAAUAAGAGAUUUUAUAAGGACAGAAGUUUGCUUGUAUCUUUGCUGCUUCUUCUGGAGUUGAAGUCUCAGUACUUUUUAUUGGCUGUUGUCUUCUCGGAAGAAAUAAGGAUUUAAGCGCUUGACCUCCCAAGGGCUCUAUCAGGUUGUAGUUGAUUAUACAUUGCCAAGACAGACUAGUCCAAGGCCGUCUUCCAGUCAGUCAUUCAACCCCUCACUUUGACCAGGACUGCUACCUCUCUUCAGGCUUUAUUCUGGGGCUUAAAUUGCAGUUGAUGUUGCACAACAGUGAGUUAUUACCCCCUAAGAACUGUUGUUUAGAUCCGUCAUGGUCCUCCAAGUCUUUAAUUCGUCUUCUCUUUUGGCUCUGUGUUGGCAGAACAGAACACAACAGAACAACACUAUUAUUCAAGUUCACCAUAGCACAUUGUUAGCACGGGUCACUGACGAAGAAGCACAUCUGCUAGCACUUAAAUAGAAUAGUCAUGAUGGCCCUCCGUCGCUGCAGGUUGUAAACAAUCCCAUUUGAAAUGGCAUUAGGACAGCAGGCAGACAACAAAAUGUAUCCUGGUUAGGUUUAUAGCCCAGCUGAUAGGUGGAGGGUAACGCAGGGGGGUAGAGGAGGGGGGAUCAUUUUCAAAUGAAUGGAAUCACAUUUUUCAAGCGAGAAAGUACAUUCCCUGCGCGUUGAUUAGAUUAUCUGUAAUGUUAUAAAUGCAAGAAUGCUCGCUGAUAAAUUGCAAAAGUAACCCAUGAAUUUAGGCGUCCACCGUCAGCGAGCGCAUCUACCCCUCCACUAUCCCUCCAAACCUCUAUCCCUGCUACCCCCGGGUUACAUCAGCCUGCAAUAUAGAGCCUGAUUACACCAAUCAGCCUCUAUUGCAUUAGUGGAGAGGGACAGAGAGGCCUUUAGGACUGGUCUGUGUGGUGCAUGAGAGACCAUUGAGGAGAGAACCUAUGCAUGAGCUCUGACUGAGCCAUGUGUGUGGCUGCACGCGCUGGUAAUUGCAUUGGUUCAUAGGUUUGUGCAAAGAACAGAUAGAGAUGUGGCUUUGAGUUCUCUGGGGCAUCCAAAGAGGAAACACAAGUCGGAAAACGAGUAAAGACUACUUUCUCCCCCUUGACUGUUUUCUGAGUCAGUCGUAAUGUUCGGAAGGUCAUUUAAGUGAUGGAUCACUAACCAGCUUUUAAUUCCAAUUUUCCCGCUCCCUGGUGCUAGUCUUUUCAGUGCUGCUUUUCAUUUCCUCGAAUUGGAGAUGAAAUCAGAGCCAGAUAGCUUAAUCACAGCACACGUCAGCUCUUGUCCUUCCUCAUUUUUCACUUCAUUUAAUGUGAUUACGCUCAAUUAAAUUAAUUAAUUAAAUUAAAUCCAGCUUCAUAUCCGUCAAUACAUCCCUCUCUCUCGACAGAAAUCCCUCGCUCAUUCAGUUGCAUUAGUAAUUGAGUCAGAGAACUUGAGUACUCAUUUUUACAUUUGAGUCAUUUAGCAGACGCUCUUAUCCAGAGUGACUUACUGUAAGUAGUGAGUGCAUACAUUUUUAUACUUUUUCAUACUGGUCCCCCGUGGGAAUUGAACCCACAAUCGUGGUGUUGCAAGCGCCAUGCUCUACCAACUGAGCCACAUGGGACACAAACCGGUCGUUACGAAACCAGCUGCACAAUCUCUCUAGACAUGGAAGUUUGUCAGCUUGUCUCACAUCUUCCUGUCUAAAGGUCUCUUGUUUGUUUGUUUGAAUAUCAUGGAGGCCUAACAUAUACAGUGCAUUUGGAAAGUAUUCAGACCCUUUCCCUUUUUCCACAUGUAUUAAGAAUAAAAAACGGAUACCUUAUUUACAUAAGUAUUCAGACCCUUUGCUAUGAGACUCAAAAUUGAGCUCAGGUGCAUCCUGUUUCCAUUGAUCAUCCUUGAGAUGUUUCUCCAAUUUGAUUGGAGUCCACCUGUGGUAAAUUCAAUUGAUUGGACAUGAUUUGGAAAGGCACCCACCUAUCUAUAUAAGGUCCCACAGUUGACAGUGCAUGUCAGAGCAAAAACCAAGCCACGAGGUCGAAGGAAUUGUCCGUAGAGCUCCAAGACAGGAUUGUGUCGAGGCACAGAUCUGGGGAAGAGUACCAAAAAAUGUCUGCCGCAUUGAAGGUCCCCAAGAACACAGUGGCCUCCAACAUUCUUAAAUGGAAGAAGUUGGGAACCACGAAGACUUCCUAGAGCUGGCCGCCAGGCCAAACUGGGCAAUCGGGGGAGAAGGGCCUUGGUCAGGGAGGUGACCAAGAACCCGAUGGUCACUCUGACAGAGCUCUAGAGUUCCUCUGUGGAGAUGGGAGAACCUUCCAGAAGGACAACCAUCUCUGCAGCACUCCACCAAUCAGGCCUUUAUGGUAUAGUGGCCAGACGGAAGCCACUCCUCAGUAAAAGGCACAUGACAGCCUGCUUGGAGUUUGCCAAAAAGCCCCUAAAGGACUCUCAGACCAUGAGAAACAAGAUUCUCUGGUCUGAUGAAACCAAGAUUGAACUCUUUGGCCUGAAUGCCAAGCGUCACAUCUGGAGGAAAUCUGGCACGGUGAAGCAUGGUGGUGUCAGCAUCAUGCUGUGGGUAUGUUUUUCAGCUGCAGGGACUGGGAGACUAGUCAGGAUCGAGGGAAAGAUGAACGGAGCAAAGUACAGAGAGAUCCUUGAUGAAAACCUGCUCCAGAGCAUUCAGGACCUCAGACUGGGGCAAUGGUUCACCUUCCAACAGGACAACGACCCUAAGCACACAGCCAAGACAACACAGCAGUGGGUUCGGGACAAGUCUCAAUGUCCUUGAGUGGCCCAUCCAGAGCCCGGUGAGACCUGAAAAUAGCUGUGACACUCCCCAUCCAACCUGACAGAGCUUGAGAGGAUCUGCAGAGAAGAAUGGGAGAAACUCCCCAAAUACAGGUGUGCCAAGCUUGUAGCGUCAUACCCAAGAAGAUUUGAGGCUGUAAUCGCUGCCAAAGGUGCUUCAACAAAGUACAUUUACAUUUUACAUUUAAGUCAUUUAGCAGACGCUCUUAUCCAGAGCGACAUACGAAUUGGUGCAAAGUACUGAGUAAAGGGUCUGAAUACUUAUUAUUAUUUUAUAUAUUAUUUCCGGGGGGGUUUUCUAUACAUUUGCAAAAAUGUCAAGAAAUCUGUUUUUGAAUAAGGCUGUAACGUAACAAAAUGUGGAAAAGGUCAAGGGGUCUGAAUACUUUCCAAAUGCACUGGAUAUUAUUCAUUUUGAUUGACAUGUAGGGGCAACUUCACAGUGUGCCUUAACACUAGGCUUAGAACGAAGAGAAGUAUAUUAUAAACAACUACAGACCGACAAAGCUGCUACUAGGAGCUGUUGAAGUGGACAAGACACAGUGCCACAGUAUUUAAUGCCCAGUAGGGUUACCAUAGAUGGACUGAGCUCCUCUAUGGCCUUGUCUUCAUCUAGCCAGCCACACACACACACUGUGAUGGUUUACCUCAACAGACAGAAAGUGGAAAUUUAAUUAGGGCAGGAUAAUCUUCCUGUCCUCUUUUCAAUACAACAAACGUUCUCUUCAUUUGUACAGACAGACAAUACUACAUUUUAUAAAAGGCUUGAAUGGAGACAGUUUAUUCAAUCACAACAAAUAGAUUCUUGCCUUGGCUGUAUACAAAUGUUUAUUCUGUCAGAAUUGACGAGCAGAAAGAGCCUUUAUGCAACAGGUUGUUUUUCAUCAUACUCUUCUUGAGACACUGCUUUGAGUGCCUCUUUGUGAAUAGCUAUGCUCUCACCAUUAGCUAGCCAUUGGCGCUUCAGAGUUAACCGCUAGCUAGCUUGCUAGUGCUAGCUAGGUACCAACACAAGUCAUCUGCAGCUUGGGCCAUCAUGACGUAGAUUGGUUGAAUACGGAGUCACUCUUAUCUAAUAGACAUACAAACUAUAUCAUACCAGCCCACAUCUUGCAAUCCUUCAGAAUUGGUUGUGAUUGAUAGCACACCCUCCUACUGUCAUGGUUCAUAUUGAAUGAUCACUGAUUAUAUACUGUAUUGACAUGGUAGUAGGCCUGAAGUUUUGGUUUCAUGGUCAUUUAGAGGAUGUUACAUUAGAUACAGACCGAUCCAAUACACAAUCUACUGAUUUUAAUGCAGAAUGUAGGUCAAUUGGAGCAGGACAUUUUAUUACACUAUGUCCCAAUGAUAUGCUAUCCAUAAACCUCACAAACUAACACACCUGGACAGGACCACUGGGAUGGAAAAGAUGGAGGGUCCCAUUUUAAGUUAUACUGUGUUUUCUGCACCAUCAAAAAUGUCACCUUCAGUUGAGCUGAGUGAUUGACACGUCGUCUUCUCUGCAGGGGCUGAUCAAGAUCAGAGGGGACCGCUGCUGGAGGGACCUUACGUGCAUGGACUACCACUACGAGGUCUGUGUGUGUCUCUGUGCGUGUGUGUGUGUGUGUGUGUGUGUGUGUGUGUGUGCUCAGUGCAGUACAGUUCCCUCAAUCCUUGUGGGCCGUGCUUGUUGGCAUCUUGUCGUCAGGGCUUUCCCAUGGCCUGUGCUGUACUGGGUCGUGCAGAGUUCAGGCCAUGGCAGAUGAUUCUUAUCAAUUGCCUGUUGUCCCUAACUGGGUUAAACUAAUCACUUUAUUAUCUAUCUUCCUGUGCCACACCAUUGGAUCGACUGCUCCUGUCUGGCUGGCCGAGGACAGACCAGUGCUUCCCCAAGCUAGAUAUUCUCCCCAGGCUAAACAAGAAGCUUACACAUACACCUAAACAUUCGAUUGAAACCGACUGAGGCAAUGGUUUAAGACUUGGUCCUGGAUAAGAAAUAUUAGUUAUGUUUACGUAGUGGGUGACAAUACAUUUCUUAAAACAUAUGAUAGGAUACAGCUCAGAAAAACAUAUUGGGAACCACUGUCUGCCACAACGGCUGCUAGACAAGCCUCAUGUUGGGUUUUCUCCAUAGGAAGGGAGCACACUGUGUCAUUUCUAGACUAUAAAGCACACAGCUGGGAGAUGAGGCGGGAUGAAGCAUUUUGUCUAAUGACAGAGACCAGGAAUACACCAUGUCUCCCUGGAGUCUGACUGACUAUGGUUUUUUAUGGCCUUGGAAAAAGUCCCCGAAAGGUCUACUGUCCUUAGGCUGGACUGCACUGAUGCAUACAUACUGUACUGACAUGCUCUGUCUGGGUAGAAUUUACCCGCAGAUCUAUGAUCAGCUUCCCCUCACCAAAUCCUAACCUUAACCAUCAAGGGGAGGACACGUUAAACUGACCUUGGAUCGAUGUUCAUGGGCGACUUCAUCCUACUCCACUCUAACCAACUACAAAGAUUUUUAAGAGACUAAUAUUGACACUAGGAACCUCUCUUCAUUGUACAGUAUAGGAGGUUUCACUUCACUGCACUAUACAGGUUUUAGCAUAUGACAAACCCAUGCUUAGUCUGUUAGCCUUGUCCAGCACUGCUCCUCUUUGCUCUGUUUACAAGCACACCCGCGAUAACAUCUGCUAAACACGUGUAUGUGACAAAUAAAAUUGGAUUUGAUUAGAUUUGUUUGCCUGCUGGGUGGAUUUCCCAUUAAAUGGGAAACAUGGUUAUUUUCUUUGGUCAAUACGACUCCCUCUUUGAUUUCUUUAUGCCUGCCGUUUUAAGACCCUGCCUUUAGCAAGUUAUAGGCCAUAAAGAGUCAUGAUAUAAGGAACAGACCAGUUGAUUUGAGUUAACUGUGUGUUCAAUGGCCUAAUUUGCUGUCCUAUAAGGGGGACAGACAGGGUGGGUGAAACAUUGAACAUACAUUUAAAAGUCUAACUGGCCUAGCAUGGCUUCCAAUUUGUGGCCAUGAUUUUUUGAUUUAUGUUCCGUAUUUGUGGGUUAGUGUUUGUCUUUGGCUGUUUGUUCAUGUGUUUUUAAGUGGGUAAGUCUGUCCAUGUUAAUUUGUGUCCGUGUUAAUUUGUCACUCCUCUAACUUAUCAGUAUUGUCAUAAUUGUUGCCUUUGAAUUUUACCUCACCCCCUUACCAUCUCCCUCUCUAAACCCUGUUAACUCAAAGGGACCUCUGUCAAUGGACCAUCACACCUAUCUGAGAGAGUCUGCUGAGAAACAGGGGCCCAUUGAGCCCCCUGUUACAGAUACAUCAGCCUACAUUGUCAGGGCUUCACUUGGAGGCAAAUGGGUUUCUGGCAGCAGUGGUGGUCAGCCAAGUUAACCUGUAUAGAUCAGAGACUGUUAAUGAUCGCCUUGUAGAAUUUGACAAAAAGUGUUAAAAUAAAGGAAACAUUCCAAUAGUGUUUGUGUUCAACCUGGAUGUCCAUGUUGUUUAACCUGGGGUUAUGGAAAAGCAUAAAUGGGAGCCUGAGGAAUCCGACUCAGUACCUCCAUGCAGGCAGACAGGCCCAUAUCCCCUUCUAAACAUUGACCUGCCAGCUCCAAACCUGUCAACACCCCCAGGGGUAAAGCAGAUUAACAUUUCACCCACCGGAAGCCAAGGGCGCCAGGCAAGGUUUGCCUGCCCCCCCCCUUGACCCUAACACACUGCUCCCUUUCAGCCUCCAAUCUCUCAACUCACGGCAGGGCCACCCAGUGCAAUGCAUCCUGGGUAAGAAGUCUGCAGAGGCUAUAUGAGGCUGGCUGAGGGGGUUGGUGGGUGUUUAGUUUGUGUUAGUUUGUUUGCUGUGUGCAUGCUGGGGUAUGUUUGUCUCUCUCUCUCUCUCCUCUCUCUCCUCUCUCCCCCUCUCUCCCUCUACCUCUGCACUGAAAGAGCUCUCUCAGGACAUUUCUAAAAUAGGCAGUAGCUUUACUUAGCCCUGGAAACCUUCCUGAAGGUGUGGCGUUAUAAUUGUACACUGUUUCCCCACGCCAUUCUGUUCCAUGGUUUUAUGCCAAAACAAUGAGGGGAAAAAAACUUAUUUUGAGCUAUUUUACAUUUAUGAUCAGCUACAUUUCAUGUUUGGCACAAGCUGUCAUUUGGGCAAUCAUUGUAGCCAGUGGGAAAGUUGGUAGGGAUGUUAAGUUACACAGUAUCUCACUGCCAUUGAUCACCAUGCAAAUGCAGUCAUUGGAGUGACACCAGGUAAAUCCAUGCAAACAUAGAGGUCAUUCAGUGUUAUGUGGGAUGAUCUGCACUUUCAUUAGCUUAUCUGUACCAUUAGAUGCAAACACACACCUUACCACUCAUGCUAUGGUAAUAACCUAUCUUCCCUUUGUCUCUAUCCCUUUGUCAUUGCUCAUAUUUGAGUAUCGAUAUGGUUAUUUUCAAACUGAGACAAAUGGAUUUUUCCUUGACCUGGAAGUACUCAUGUCGUAACCUCUGUGACGCCUGCGGUUGUGCUCUCCCUGGGUGUCAAUCUGUGGUCCUCUCUGGCUCAUCCCAGUUCUGUGGUUGAUUGUGGUGGGUUAGAUAGCCCCUCUCUCCAGGCCCCAAAAUAAAGGAGUGAAGGUACUGACUCCCAGCUCCCCUCUGUAAUGCCAUCUCUGGAGAUGUUCUGGAGAGUACUGUUGCUAACCACACGGUGCAAUGCCUUGGUGUGUGUGUGUGUGUGUGUGUGUGUGUGUGCCUGCCUGUCUCCAUCUGUCUGUAUUCUGAUUCUCUUUCUCCCUCCAGACUCAGCCGGUGCCAAACCCCAUGUCGUACUAUAUGCACCAAUCCCCAUGGUGGUUCCAUCGCUUCGAGGUUCUGUCCAAUCACUUAAUCGAGCUCAUCGUCCCUCUCUUCACCUUCCUGGGGCGACGCAUGUGCAUGGUCAACGGGACGCUGCAGAUAGUCUUCCAGGUGAGUUGACGGUAGAAACUGAUUUGAGGUCAGUUUUGUUUUUCCCUAUAGUGGUGGAGGUUAGGAUUUUGGGAGGGUAACUGAUCCCAGAUCUGUGCCAAAGAAUAAGAAUUCCUGGAGUAGCUCUGACAUCACAUUGCCACCUGGUGGAACCAUUGGUGCAUGACAGCGGUUGUAUGGCAACUGCAGUCAUCAGUUUGAUGAAUGGAGUGUUAUUCAGAGCCAGCUAUAAUUGAAUGAAUACAGGAAAUCAGGACUUUCCCCGCUGCAGUAUGCUGAACUAUUAGCCAAAGUAGAUGAUCCUCAUCGAUUAUAUCUUUCUGGCAGUACCUUUGGAGGAAUCUAAACACUACUCCUUGUCUUUUCUCCCCAUCUACUCUCUCCUCCUUCUCUACCCUCCGUUUCUCCUCUACCCUCCGUCGCUCCUCCUCCACCCUCUCCUCCCUCUUCUAGGUGACUCUGAUAGUGAGUGGGAACCUGAGCUUCCUCAACUGGCUGACCAUAGUUCCCAGUCUGGCCUGUUUUGACGAUGCAUCUAUGGGGUUCCUGUUCUCGUCUGGCCGAGGGGCCAAGCAAGCUGUACUGGACCUCCAGGCUGAGGAGGCUGCAGGACGGACCCCCAAACCCACCAGGGGUACCUCCUAAACAGACAUGAUUUCUCCUAAACGAGCCUAACCUGUUAUCCAUCAUUCUGGGUAUUUAGUAUUCUCCUGGAUUUCUGGGUAUUUAUUUUCAGCCAGUUGGUGUUACAGAGGCCCUGUUAUCCUGUCUGGGUGUUUUAUGAUUGGGACUAAUGAUGGCAGGCAGAGAGAGGGAAAGGAGGUAUUACACCAGCCUUUAACAUGACUACCGCUCUACUGGGUAGGCCCGACUGCUCUGUGUGUGUGUGUGUGUGUGUGUGUGUGUAUGGGUUCCCCUUUCCCACGUGCCAAGCUUAGCUGUGUGUGUGCAUUUACAACCCCUAAGAGCAGUGAUUGAGUGGGUCCACAUGGGCACCCUCGCUGCCACCUCCACUCCCCACCCUCCAAUCUCGAUCUCCAACACCGACAUCUGGCUGUAGGCACAUCUGGAGCAGGCUAGCAGGCUAUAGGGCCUUGACAGAUGGUAGACAACACCAGGGUGCUGGCAGGGGGUAUUAGGCAUUACUAAUCACACAUUACCAAUGUGACUGGGUGCCUGGCAGUUGGCACAUGAACAUAAAGGAAAGAGUUUACGAUUUGGACAUGAUGGGAGGAGUAUGGAUUAGUGCUGGGACAGCUGAGGAGAGGGAGGAGGGAAUGGAACGACAGAGAGACAGCUGGAGAUGGCGUGGAAGAGAGUGAUAGAGAGAGAGAGGAAGAGAGAGAAAGUUAGAAAGUGAGUGAGUGAGGAAGGAAUGCCCAUGUGGUGUGUAAUAGCAGGAAUAGGGUCUAGCUAAUUGGUCUCCCAGGAAUUGCUAAUGGCUUUAGUUUUAUGUUGGGUAAUAUCUGCUAAGUGGGCCUAAAAUUCUCUAUCUGCACUAUGGCUGCUUUUUAGCAUUUCUUUUGGUCAUAAAAGUCAAUUCUUUAAGUCAAACAACAGGUAUAGUUCUGAUGGAUGGUUUUAACAUGUGUGGGACGGGUUGGCAUUUCAAUCUGAGACAGGUAGUAGGGAUUUGGAGCUGUCAGCUCCUUCAGUUGUCAGUGGCUAAAUGCCUCAUGACCUCAUAGGCUAAGCCCCUCUCUCUGGCUACUGCCAGAGGGAUCUUGAGUUCCACACACACAGGCACACACUUCCUCCUUUUUUUCAUCUCCAUCCUAUGUCCUUCUAGGUAUGCUUAUUCGUCGAGUGGUGAAUGUGGCUCUGGGCAUUCUGAUUGGCUACCUGAGUUUUCCUGUGGUGCUGAACCUGCUGAGCUCCAAACAGGUGAUGAACACGUCGUUCGACCCACUCCGCAUCGUCAACACCUACGGGGCCUUCGGCAGGUAUCAUUCUCCUCUUCCUCUCUCUUUUUAUUUCAACACUUUCUACAUCUCUCCACUUGAUCAGUCCUAACUGCCACAUCCUAUCAUUCUAUUCUUCUCUGGUCAUCUCUCCUUUUCUCUACUCUCUGCCAUCCUUUUAAACUUUCCCUCUCGCCCUCUCUCUCUCCCUUCCUCCCUCUCUGUGCAGUAUCACUAAGGAGCGGACUGAGGUGAUUCUGCAGGGUACUCUGAAUGCGGACCCUAAGGACCCAGAGGCUGUGUGGGAGGAGUACCAGUUCCUUUGUAAGCCAGGGGACCUGACCCGACGCCCAUGCCUCAUCUCCCCCUACCACUACAGGCUUGACUGGCUCAUGUGGUUCGCCGCCUUCCAGGUACAGUCAGUCUGGGACUUAGCAAAGACCUUUGAACUAUUGUACACGGCUCUAACUUGACAUAAGAAUCAGGGAUUCUGUUUAAUUUGUUUUACUGUUUGUUGGUUUUGUGGGACAUUCAUGCCUUGGAUGUGUGCGUCUCCAUCCCUGUCCAAAGUGCCUGCCCCACAAACAAUGAUCCCAAUUGCCAACAAGCAGCGAUUAACAGGGCUGUAAGAUACUUACAGCAAAUACCCACUGGGGGCGCACUAGUUUACAUGUAAUAUUACUUAAGUAUUUCCCUUAUGAAACACUAUUGAGUGUCUCAUUGGUUAAAAGCUGGCUAACUCUGUGUCCCCAUGGUCUCAGUCUGGACCCAGAACUACCUGCUCUGAGUAAUUUCCUCUGUCUGGGCUAGCGGCCCACACUAUUCUUAACUCCUGCUACAGCUCUCUCAGGUGUAGUUCUGGCCAGAGACUCGACCGUGUGGCUCGCUGUUUUAUUGUCCCCUUCUCAGGGCAUAGGGUUUCCCACUGGUUUACAUCCAAUCCCAGAACCAAGAAAAACCCAGUCAGACAUUUUGGCAAGAGGGGGAAGGUUUAUUAUGUUGCAGAUCGGCUCAAUAUCUGCUCAAAAGUUUGGAAUGGUAGACUGCUUCAGAUUGAGACGUCUUUGUUCGAUAUGACAGUUGAUCUUUCACUCAAAUGUCCCCGGUUUUUCUCUCAUCUUCAGCACACCCUCUUUCUCCAUGUAUUUAACCCUCCUCUCUCUUACAUCUUCUCUAUCUCCUUCUCUCUCACUUUGUCAGACCUAUGAGCAGAGUGAGUGGGUGAUCCACAUAGCAGGCAGACUGUUGGCCAACGACACAUCAGUCCUUUCACUGAUGGAAUACAACCCGUUCCAGGGCAGAGACAACCCCAGGUACACUGACAUUGACUAACACAGAGGAGAAUGGUAGCCCUUUGUUUUAAAGCCCAUAAACCAAGUACUCCACUACAUGAUAAAAAAUGAAGAUAAAGUAAAUCAGUUUGAUACGUACUAUGUGUGAGUUUCUGUAGUACAUACAUUUCAUAUGAUUAAAAUGGCCAGAAGUUGCCGUUGGAGACAGCUGCAUUGAAGGCGUAACCGAUCUCAGCUGUGCUGUGCUGAGGCAGAAUGGAAGUGGAAGGUUGUGUGUGUACGUUAGAAUACAUGCAAGCCUCACGUUCUCUUUAAAUAAAUAAAAGAUAAGCCUUGUCCUCUAGCCCCCUCUAGUGGAAUGUUUCCUCUCGAAAUGAAAUGUGUCCUUGUAUUCUCGCUGUCAGUCACACUAACCAUUCCUCUCUCCUCUCCCCACCCCCCUCUUCCUUCCCCAGGUGGGUCCGAGGAGAACACUUCAAGUAUAGGUUCAGCCUGCCUGGCAGUGCCAGUGCUGCCCAGGGAAAAUGGUGGGUGAGGAAACGUAUUGGAGCCUACUUCCCCGCUGUGGAUCUGGCUGCUCUCAGGGGAUACUUUAAGUCCCGGAACUGGCCCCAUCCUGACCUUUGACCUACUGUAUGUCCAAUCACACUGAUGUACUCCAUGAGCGAUGGAUGCCUGAGACACCAAGGUAUCGCGCCCCCUUAUAAUUUGGGAUCAAAUACGCUAUGAAAGCAAACAUGUUGACAUGUGGUCAUUGGAGAACCCUGAUAUCGGGGAAUUUCUGCCACUCUGAAAAAAUGAUAUUCCAUUUUUGUUCAUCUAUGUUGCCUUUCUCCAGCAUGUCAUGUUGCCAUCUACUGCAUGCACUAAAGAAUGACCAAUCCUUCCCGUGAAUAGGGACAUGCCACUGUGCCACAAUAGGAGAGUUGAGGGGAUGACCCACCGUCCAUGUUGGGCUCACAUUGCAAGACAGACAGACUGUAUCAUCAUUGUGUCUUUUCAUAAUAAAAGGUAUAUUUUGGAACAAUGCUAGACUUUUCAUGUAUUUUUGCCUUUUGUUUGGUACGCCUAGCAGGUUGUCCAUCAACUGACCUAGUGGUUUAAAUCAUCCAAUGAAAGAGGCUGAGUCCUUCCCUCAAAUAAAGUGACUAGAUUGACAUUGCAGUGUUGUACUACAUACAAAUUCCCCUAACUGUUGUAUGUCUUUGUGUUAUGUGGAUCUGAUAGUGAUCCAAUGAAUAAAUGCAUAAAAAG
Molecule: messenger RNA, 21552 nt
Organism: Coregonus sp. 'balchen'
Lineage: Eukaryota; Metazoa; Chordata; Actinopteri; Salmoniformes; Salmonidae
Source: the annotation of a GenBank genome assembly